Vicugna pacos (alpaca) is the source of this 1101-nucleotide messenger RNA. The record is from RefSeq and is a predicted model, not a curated record. Lineage: Eukaryota; Metazoa; Chordata; Mammalia; Artiodactyla; Camelidae.
AUGCCCCAGAGCGGGGGGCAGAGUGAGCAGGAGCACCCACAGGGCAGGCGUGGUCUGACGCCACAGGCCCUGCAUCCCAGGGCAGAGACAGAGCGGCAAGGCUCGGCGGCGGCGGCGGCUUCUCUCAUCCGUGCACGGAGCCCCGCAUCGCCACGGCGGGCAGUAAGCUGCAGCCUGGCGCGGGGGACCGGAGCCCCGAAGUGCGGGAGAGACUCGGCUCCGCCUCCGCCUCUGCCUCUAGCCCGCCGCAGGAGCCGCUCGCGCCGCGGCCAUCUUGGAAACGGCGACCGUCCAGCGCCGGGCUACGGCGGGCGGCGAGGGACAAGCCUCCGAGGGCGGCGGCGGGCGCGGGAGCGGACGCGCGGGGAGGGCCCGGGAUGGGAGGGGUGGAGGCGCGGCGACCCAGGCGCCGCAGAGGGAGCAAGUCGGGGUAGCGGCGCUCUGCCCCGGGGGCCGGGGCCUCGCCGCCGCCGUGUGGCUUCGCUCGCGGGGAACGUGCGGUGAGCUGUGCGUGUCUGUGCUCCCAGGUGGUCAGCGGGGGGCGUGCACGGAGGACCCCGGGGAGGGCAGCGCGGCCUCGAUUAGGCGGCAAUUCGUGACUUUUAGGUGCUUUGUGAACUUUAGCAAGAGGAUCGUCGCCAAACGUAGAUGUCAUCCUCAAGAACAGGGAUGGAUGUAACGCAGCCGCUCACAGCUCACGCAGGCGUGAAGGCUUUGAGAGACCUGUGAGCCCUGGGGGGCUGGGGGUGCACUCUGAUGAAAGUGCAAUCUUCAACACACACGUAAAACUCAGGUUUUUGAGACUAUUUAAACAAAGACUCUGGAACAUUAAAGUUACCCUCCUAUCAGCGGGGCGGGAAAGAACACUGAGAUCUAACCUUGUAACCUCAGUAUCACAAGAGAGGGUAUUGAUCCUCUGGAAACUCGGGCUGGAGUGCUCCUACACUGAAGGAAAAAAGAAGACAGUUCUAAAGAUUAUUUCAGAGUUACAGAAAUACUGUUGAAAUUCCACCGCAUCGUUAAUUCAGAGCAUUUAAGGCUUCGCUGUUUUAAGUUGCAGACAUUUACAAAAUCUCCCAUAGGGUGAAAUCCAGAGUUAAU